AUGUCAGUCAAAAUCGGCGAUUACGUAUCGUCACCCUUCGUAGCAACUUCCGGCGUUCCCCAAGGCAGUCAUUUGGGACCGUUCUGGUUUCUGCUGUACAUGAAUGACGUGAACAUUAUCCUAAAAUGUUCGAGAUUAUCGUAUGCUGACGAUUUGAAAAUGUACUGUACAGUAAAAAGUCCUAAUGACGCCCAUCUCUUGCAACAGGAUUUGGAGACCUUUGACGAAUGGUGCCGAAUUAACAAGAUGUCACUAAAUGUGUCCAAGCGCUCAGUCAUCUCCUUCGGUCGCAAACGUAACAGGUAUCUGCACGAUUACGCCCUUCGUGAGACGGCCGUAAAGCGCGAAACAACUGUUAAAGAUUUGGGAGUCUUGCUUGACUCGAACCUAACGUUCAAGAACCACAUUUCUUUCGUUGUAUCCAGGGCUUCCUCGCAACUAGGAUUUCUGUUCCGCUUUGCGAAAAGCUUCAAGAAAUUCAAACAUGAUUACUAAAUUAUGUGCUCUAAAUUAGAAUCCAUUUCGGGACGGCGAACCGCACAGGAACACAUCAAGACACUAGGCUAUCGGUUUGUGGCCCGCCUUGGUGAAGGCACUUUUUCCAAGGUUUACCUUGUCGAAUUUACCGAUAAAACCACGAAAGCGAUCGAAAAGCUGGCCUGCAAGCUGAUCGAUACGGCCACGUGCAGUGCAAAGUUCAGACGAAAGUUUCUACCGCGAGAAUUGGCCGUUCUGCUGAGGGUUAAGCAUCCGCACAUCGUCCGAACCCAUAGGAUUGUGAAAUGUCACUCGAAAAUUUUCAUUUUCAUGCGAUACGCCGAACUGGGCGAUCUGCUGACGUUCAUAUUGGCUCACGGGCCGAUAGGCGAGAACCAGUCCCGUAUCUGGUCCCGGCAGGUGGCACUGGCUCUGCAGUAUUUGCAUGAAAGUGGUUUGGCCCAUCGGGACUUGAAGUGUGAAAAUAUUCUUAUUACCACUAAUUUUAACGUAAAGCUCAGUGAUUUUGGUUUUUCACGAUACGUCAUGAAGGACGGCAUGGUUGAGCUGAGUAGUACCUACUGCGGUUCGUUCGACUAUGCGGCACCAGAGAUUUUGAAGGGCCAACCCUAUGACCCGAAAGCUUCCGAUAUGUGGGCUUUCGGAGUGUUGCUGUACGUAAUGUUGAACAAGUCUAUGCCCUUCAAGGGACGCACGAAAGUGGUUUACGAACAGCAAAUGGGAAGAAAGUGGAAGUUUCGGUCUAGGGUUCGCGAGAAUCUUUCCUGUCAGGUGAAAGCUGUUGUGAGCAAUCUACUGGAACCGAACGCCAUCAUUCGGUGGACCGUGCAGGAGGCGGUAAUAGCAGAUUGGUAUAUGGAUGUGCCCAAAUUACGCGCGUUGAAAACAGAUGAGUUUGUUGCUUUGGCAGCCGCUCGAUCAUCUAAAAUGAAUUCCAACGAAACUCUUCGAAUACGGUCCAAACUGAAAGUAUCCGCCAGUGGUGUUAUUACGACCAUCAAGGAAAUUGAAGGAAGUGCGGAGCAAUUUGGAUCAAACUUGUCCGUUAAGACAUCGACCAUUCAACUGUUACAGGAUGAACCCAGUGAUUCACGAGGAACAAAGGAGCUGAAUGAAGAUGGUCAGUCGGUGAAGCUUCAGUAG
Messenger RNA from Sabethes cyaneus, 1641 nucleotides. RefSeq names its product testis-specific serine/threonine-protein kinase 2-like. Gene Ontology annotation, molecular function: protein serine/threonine kinase activity; ATP binding. The transcript is spliced from 3 exons. Gene Ontology annotation, cellular component: cytoplasm. Lineage: Eukaryota; Metazoa; Arthropoda; Insecta; Diptera; Culicidae. Gene Ontology annotation, biological process: autophagy; peptidyl-serine phosphorylation. The record is from RefSeq and is a predicted model, not a curated record.